This is a messenger RNA of Rosa chinensis, 1077 nucleotides long. Its product is annotated as probable cinnamyl alcohol dehydrogenase 1. The transcript has 6 exons. The coding region runs from base 1 to 1077 and encodes 358 amino acids. Gene Ontology annotation, molecular function: zinc ion binding; oxidoreductase activity, acting on the CH-OH group of donors, NAD or NADP as acceptor. The record is from RefSeq and is a predicted model, not a curated record. Lineage: Eukaryota; Viridiplantae; Streptophyta; Magnoliopsida; Rosales; Rosaceae.
AUGAGCUCCGAAAUUUGUAGCGCAAAGGGAAAUGGGAACUGCUUGGGAUGGGCUGCGAGGGAUGCUUCUGGAGUCCUAUCACCUUACAAGUUUAACCGAAGGGAUGUUCAAGGCGAUGACGUUUCGAUAAAGAUUACACAUUGCGGAGUAUGUUAUGCUGACAUUCUUUGGCCAAGGAACAAACAUGGAGAUGCAACUUAUCCUAUGGUGCCUGGACAUGAGAUGGCUGGCAUUGUUCAAGAGGUUGGUCCAAAUGUUCAUCGCUUCAAAGUUGGCGACCAUGUUGGAGUUGGAACUUAUACUAAUUCAUGUCGAGAUUGCGAGCAUUGUAACGAUGGCCAAGAAGUUUACUGUAAUCGAAGAGUAAGAACUUAUAACAAUCUUGAUUACGAUGGUACACUCACAUAUGGAGGAUUCUCCACUUUCACUGUUGUCCAUGAAAGGUACUGCUUUAAAAUACCAGAAGAUUAUCCAUUGGCUUCAGCAGCACCACUGCUUUGUGCUGGUAUUACUGUUUACUCUCCCAUGAUGGACCAUAAGAUGAACCAACCCGGGAAAUCCCUAGGCGUGAUCGGCCUUGGCGGUCUUGGUCACAUGGCUGUGAAAUUCGGCAAGGCUUUCGGACUCAAUGUCACCGUUUUCAGCACAAGCAUGUCGAAGAAAGAUGAAGCUUUUACUGUGCUUGGGGCAGACAACUUCGUAGUCUCGUCUGAUCAAGACCAAAUGACGGCACUAGCUAAGUCACUUGACUUUAUCAUUGACACAGCAUCUGGUGAUCACCCAUUCGACGAGUACAUGUCACUACUGAAGACUGCUGGUGUUCUAGUCCUCGUGGCUGCCCCAAGUGAAAUCAAAUUGAGCCCUAUAAGCCUUAUUAUGGGCAAGAAAUCAAUUACCGGUAGUGGAACAGGUGGUACAAAACUGAUUCAAGAAAUGAUAGACUUCUGUGCUGCUCACAAAAUAUAUCCAAACAUAGAAGUUGUUCCAAUUCAGUAUGUGAAUGAAGCUCUUGAGCGAAUCAUAAAAAAGGAUGUUAAGUACCGAUUUGUGAUAGAUAUUGAAAAUUCCUUGAAAUGA